ACAACCCUCUUACUGUAGUGAAAUAGUUCGAAUUGGCCGCGAUUGACGUUUUCCUUGUUUUGUAAUCAAACAUAAAAAUUGAUUUGCUUUUCUAAGAUACAAAUAUUUUAUCUUGGUGAUUACUUAAAUCUUAUCUUUAAAUUUAUUUACCUUUGUGUAUAAUACAAAAACUAAUUAAAUAUUACAAGAGAUCUAUAAAAAGAGUGUCGUGUUAGCAGGUAUUUACAAAAUAGUGUUUUUUUACUUUCGUGACACUAAUUCAUGUGACCAAUAAUGAACUUAUCCUUUGCUGGCUGUGGUUUCCUUGGAAUUUACCACGUUGGAGUUGCAGUAUGUUUCAAGAAAUAUGCUCCACAUUUACUAUUAGGAAAAUUAUCUGGAGCUUCUUUCGGUGCACUAUCAGCCUGUUGUCUUCUUUGUGAUUUGCCUAUUGGUGAGAUAACAAGUGAUGUACUAAGGGUGGUAGGAGAGGCUAGAGCAGGUUCUUUGGGGCCAUUCAGCCCUUCAUUUAGUAUUCAAAAUGUCCUUCUUGAAGGCAUGGAGAAGUACUUACCUCAUGAUGUUCAUAAAAAAGUCAGCGGAAAACUACACAUUUCACUGACAAGAGUGUAUGAUGGUCAAAAUGUGAUAGUAUCAGAAUACCCAACAAGGGAAGAUCUUCUGCAAGCGCUGCUAGCAUCUUGUUUUGUACCAGUAUUCUCAGGUUUACUCCCUCCUCGGUUCCACGGCAUUCGCUACAUGGAUGGGGGUUUCAGUGAUAAUUUACCUGUUUUGGAUGAGAACACAAUCACAGUUAGCCCAUUCUGUGGUGAAAGUGAUAUUUGCCCAAGGGACUUAAGUUCACAACUGUUUCACGUGAACGUAGCAAACACAAGCAUAGAACUAUCAAAACAAAACAUUAACCGUUUCGCUCGUAUUCUGUUCCCCCCGAAACCGGAAGUGCUCAGUAACAUGUGCAAGCAGGGCUUUGACGACGCCCUCCGGUUUCUACAGAGGAAUAAUAUGAUCUCUUGCACACGCUGUCUCGCCGUGCAGUCCACAUUCCAACUGCAAGAUGUAUUGGAUGACACGACCUUUGAUUUCGAUCCCGACUGUGAGGAAUGCAAAACACACAGACAGGAUGCACUAGUAGAUGAUCUACCUGACACAGUGAUGACAAUUUUCCAAAACGCCAUAGACUCCGCGAACAGUGGCCUAAUGAACUGGGUGAUGCGCCAACGUGCGAUGCGAUAUCUUUCAGUGCUCACACUGCCUUACAGAGUCCCCAUUGACGUCAUGUACGCUACCUUCACCAAAUUUGUAACAUGCACACCGAAAAUCAGCAAGUCUCUGUGGCGCCUGAGCUGGAAUCUUCUGCAACAGAUGCAUGGAUUCAUGUACGCCGCGCACGACAAAUCGGAGGCCGCCGCCCAGAUAUACUACAAGCUUACCAUGGACUCCAAGAAAGAUGGAAAUGACGGCUACCAGUUAGAUAGGAGGCGUGCCAGCGAGUUCCGCAUAACGUACAGCGAUUUGCGCGGAGCCGCCGCGGACGAGACAGACACCUUCGAGCACAUCCUCAACGUGACGUCACACAACGACGCGCUCCUGGCGUACUACUACCUCGACAGCGACAACAAGAUGAAGAUGACGGAGAUAUACGAUGUGACGGACGCGGACACGGAGGCGGUGCAGUCGCAGACGGAGCGCGACCUCAACAAGCAGCUGGAGUUCGACAACGACUGGACAGCGGACCUUAUUGCCGACAACGACGAUCUGGACUACCAGGGCAUAGAGGAUGAGGUCGGCGCGGACGAGGAAUUCUCCGACCGCAACAUAUUCUCCGACCCGGAGAGCGAGUGGAGGGAGCGCUGCGAUUCCGACAGCUCCGACUCCGACACGGAGUCCGACCGCCAUCUGGCGAUCCGACACUGAACUGAUCACUGAACUAGCUAAAGAACAAGUACGUGACCACUCCCUCUGUUUUUACGCAAACAACCGCAACAUAUUAUAUAUCUGGAGUGCGAGUGGAGGGAGCGCCGCGAUUUUGACAGCUCCGAUCCCGACCGUCAUUUAGCGAUCCGACAUUGAACUACUAUCAACUGUUAACUGAUCUAUCAUUUGAAACAAGUUGCUGACCACUCCCGGUGUUUUGACGCAAAUAUCCGCCACUUAUUCUCGGAUUCGGAGAGCGAGUGGAGGAAGCGCCGCGAUUUUGACAGCUCCGAUUCCGACCGUCAUUAGCGAUCCGACAUUGAACUACUAUCAACUGUUAACUGAGCCAUCAUUUGAAACAAGUUGCUGACCACUCCCGGUGUUUUGACGCAAACAUCCUCAACAUAUUCUCUGACCCGGAAAGCGAGUGAAGAGAGCGCCGCGAUUCCGACCGCCAUUCAGCGAUCCGAGACUGAAUUAUCAUCUACGUUAACUGAACUACCAUUUGAAACAAGUACCUCAUCAUACCUGCUCUUUCUGUUAUGGAAACAAUUAAGCCUUGUUCCGACCGCCCGCUCGCGACUGAGAUUAACAAAUUGUGAAAACUCAAACAAGCCUUUUACUUUAAAGUAAAAGAAGAAAAUAUCUUCACCGAUUGAUUCUUCUUAUAGCACAAGCAUUCUGGAAAUGACAAGAUUUUCGUAUACCGCAGAUGCGCAUACGGCCUUGCGAUUUACAUUGAUAUCUUCAAACCGCGAUGCAAAAAAAGGAAUUUUGAUGUUGUUAAGUUUUAAAGUUAUUUAACAAUGUAGGCGCUGCACCGACCGAUUUUUAUUUAGAUGCGUGCGACCGAUUUGUCGGUAGUUUGUUAUCGGUAGUUGUUAUUGAAAAUCUUUGGAUAUUGUUGUAAUCUAUCAAUGGUGGACCCGAUAGCCCACAUUAGAUUAAUUGUACAGGCAACAUCACAUCUAUUUUGAAUUCUGUGUAAACCUAUUUUGGUGAAAAGAAAUUUAACAGUGUUGUAUAACCGGAGGUGCUAUUGAUUGUACUUACUUACGGUACGUGAUGUAUUAGUUAGUAUGUUAAAUCUAUUUGAUAAUCUUAAAAAUGUUAUUUCUCUUUAAAAAUACAGGAAUAUAAAUGUAUGUGUUGUAGUUCAGACGUUUAGCAAUAGAACGGCCAGUUUUAAUAAUUCCAGCUCCAAACUCCCGUAAGAGAUAGACGUACUAGAGCUAAGUUGCCAAGAUAUUUUUAAUAUUUAGAUUGAAAUAAAAGCUGUUUCUAAAGGCGAAAUCAGAAUAAGUUUACCUUUUACUGAAAGUUGAUAUUGAAACUGGCCGUAAAAUGACUUGUCAGGUAAUACUUUUUUUGUGUUCAGUGGUCCUUUUAGCUGUUUGAUUAUUUAGGUAACACAAAUACCAUGAUACUGAGCAUACCUAUAUUUUGUGUAUUUGUAACUGAUGGCGUAAUAAAAAAAAUAUAUUUGUAAUUGUUGUUGUUGGAAAUACUAAUCAAGGAAACAAUAACUAUUAAAACUGUUUUAAUUUAUUUUUAACAGUAAAGUUGGCUUUUCGGCAUAAUUUGCUUAUCACAAUUAAUUUAACGUUAAUCCUGAAACGGGAAUCAUUCUUUUUAAAAUGUACUUAAUGCAAGACAGAAUACAAGAUACCUGAUUGCGCCAAAGAUUUUAUAUUUUCUAAUCUGUUGAAAAUAUAUAAAUCUUAGACUCCAGACAGAAAAGGGAAUUUGUUAUUAUUAUAUCACUUAUCGAAUGUGAAUAUUGUUUGCCAAAUAUUUUCUUUACUCACUUUUUUAUAAUACUUACCUAAAUAAUUUUCUGGACGAUAUUAUAGUCCAACAGGUUUUUUUUCGCUGUAAUUGAGUAUAAGAAUGAGUGAAGUAAAUGUUAGAUUACAAAAUGACAAUUUGUCAAUGUUACCAUUAGUUACAGGGAAAAUAUAUUAAAAAUGUUAUAACGCAUACAAAUGGUUUAUCACUACGUUAUUUAUUUUUAAAAUAGGACUAGGUCAUGAAUAUUCACAGAUAUUAUCUUUUUUUCUAGGUUAUUUUAUGAAAUAAUUUGUUUAGUAAUUUUUAAAUGAUUACCGCUGUAUUUUAUAACUGUAUAUCACAAGUUAUAAUGGUUAAUACUUAUAUAUAUCUUCUGUAUGCAAUAGUCAGUUAAAACAGUUUUCUGACCGUCUGUUUAUCACUCGUAGGCCAUAAUCGCUUGAGGCCAACCCUUAAAAUAGGAGAAAAAUUCUACAAACUUUUGGCAUAAGUGCAAGCAAAUUAAGACUUACAAGUUCGCCAAAUUGUUGACAGUUGUAGACAAAGCCGAGAAAAGACUACAUUAAAAUACAAAUAUUAGUAUAUUAAAGCAAAACAUAAUUAUUAAGCGCUCUUAUAACAAUGAAGCUUAAUUGAUAUACAAGGAGUUCCCACAAAAAUCUGUGUGCCAGCCAACUAAGACCACAACUACAUACUUUAAAAAAAUAACGAUUAUGUUCUAGGGAAGUUGCCGUAUUGUUACCUACUCAAUAUAGUUACCUGUUUAAUAUUUAAGGAAUGUCAGUUAAAUAUCAAAUAUGUAAAUGAAAAUACUUGCAUUUACACAAAAAAAAAUAUUAUGGGUGAAGAACCUGUGAAACAUUAAUUAUUGCGUGUUCACCUAAUACCUAUUUUAUAUACUUCAAUAUUUUGUUAUUUAUACGAUGCUAAAUAUAUAUUUAGAAAGACAACUUUAUUUGGUCUAUGUUUACAAUUUGAAAAAUACUCAUUGUUUUUGUAAAUUAAUCCAAAUAAAACACAGGUUCAGUAAGACAUUUAAGUUGAUGCUUCCAUUAAAGUUAAAUUUGCAAUAUUUUUCAAGGUUAGUCAAUUGUUAUUGUGUUGAGUUAAUCCAUAUUAAUAUUAUAAAUACCGCACCAAAAACCGCUGAACAGAUUUUGAUGUAUUUUGCUAUUAAACAAGGCCUGCCUAGUAAGAAGAAAAAUAUAUUAGUAAGGACAUUUCGCCGAUGUAAUAAUUGAAGGUACGUCCAGUCCUUAAUUAAGGGUUAAUAAAAAUUGCCGAAAUAUGCUGAUGCGAAUUUUGUUCGUGUUUUAGAUAUAUCAUUUGCUCUAUCUAUACCUUAUCUAUACAAUAUUAGUUUUGUACAAUCACGUGUAAAAAUAUUUAUAUUCAUAUAAGAUAUCGUGUGCCUUAUUCCGUUAUAAGAAGAGUUAAACGUGUAUUUAUAUUUUUACACAUGACGUUGUAGUUUUAUAUAAGUUGAUGUCACAAAUACUAUAAUGUUUUAAUUUUUAAUAAACUGUCUAAAUAAUAAUUGUUAUGUUUUAUUUAUAUUUCAAAUUGAAAUUCUAAUAAUGGCAUGAAUUUGGUGCAAUUUCAUUGGAAACUGCAAUCGCAUUUUAAGGA
Molecule: messenger RNA, 5334 nt
Organism: Chilo suppressalis (striped riceborer)
Lineage: Eukaryota; Metazoa; Arthropoda; Insecta; Lepidoptera; Crambidae
Source: the annotation of a GenBank genome assembly